Sturnus vulgaris (Common starling) is the source of this 2540-nucleotide messenger RNA. It is a transcript of the gene CHMP4C, whose product is annotated as charged multivesicular body protein 4C. The record is from RefSeq and is a predicted model, not a curated record. Gene Ontology annotation, biological process: vesicle budding from membrane; late endosome to vacuole transport via multivesicular body sorting pathway. Lineage: Eukaryota; Metazoa; Chordata; Aves; Passeriformes; Sturnidae. Gene Ontology annotation, cellular component: multivesicular body; cytoplasmic side of plasma membrane; ESCRT III complex.
CAUGAGCAAGAUCUCCAAGUUCUUCAAAGGGGGCGGCUCGGCCGCCUCCAAGGGUCGCGGGGGUCCCUCGCCGCAGGAGGCGCUGGCCCGGCUGCGAGAGACGGAGGAGAUGCUCAGCAAGAAGCAGGAGUACCUGGAGACGCGGAUCGAGCGGGAGCUGGCGGUAGCCCGGCAGCACGGCACCAAGAACAAGCGAGCUGCCUUACAAGCACUGAAGAGAAAAAAGAGAUAUGAGAAACAGUUGAAUCAAAUUGAUGGGACACUUUCGACCAUUGAGUUCCAGAGAGAGGCAUUGGAAAAUUCCCACACCAACACAGAAGUGCUCAAGAAUAUGGGUUAUGCUGCACAAGCUAUGAAAAAAGUACAUGAAAAUAUGGAUUUGAACAAAAUCGAUGAUUUGAUGCAAGAUAUCACUGAACAGCAAGAUGUUGCCCAGGAAAUUUCAGAUGCUAUCUCAAACCGAGCCACCUUUGGUGAUGAGUUUGAUGAGGAUGAGUUGAUGGCAGAAUUAGAAGAACUGGAGCAAGAAGAGCUGAACAAGGGAAUGAGAGAUGUCAGGUUGCCAAGUGUUCCGUCCACAUCACUGCCUUCUCGCCCUGCAUCGACCAGGAAAAGAGCAGAGGAUGAAGAUGAAAUGAAGAAACUGGCUGCCUGGGCUUCAUAAGAGCAUGGUCUUUUUAUAACACCAAAUAUUAUAGUGCACAAUGUAAAGAGCUGUACUGCCGUUUUACAACCACACUGAUUUAGUGUGGUUGCAUUUCAUACAGGAUGGAGCUUUUCAUGGCACAUCUUGCUGAGACUAGUGUUACUGCCAUAUUACAAAACUAGCUUAAAAACCACCAAACAGAAGAGCUAAUUAGUUGCCUAAACUUUCAGGCUUCUUUUUUUUUUCCCCAGCCUUGUCAAGAGAUUUGUUAUAUUAUAGGUUUUUAAUAGGUACUAUCUUACCAUAUCUGUUGGUUUGUAAAACCCUUAUGCCUUGCUUAUGCUCAAAGCUGGAUUCAUUUUUGAAAUGAGAAAGUUAAGUAAGUCAUCAGGACCCUAUAACUAGAGGGUUAUUUGGUUCAGACUAUUUGAAUAUUAGCAAAACAGCUUAAUACAUGUCCUCACUUGCAAGUUCUUUGAGCCCAAGAACUAACAACUAUUCAUUUGGACAUGAAAAUCCAAACAGUCUGCCUGGAGCAACUUAUGGUGUCCUAGAUAUUAAAGGAAGCUCUUCUGUUGGCUUAUUGAAGUGGGAUGUGUUAUUUGUUUUGUUUUAACUGGACAAAAUGUCCUGUGCACUUCUAUAGGUCAACUUGAGUUGUAUUUUGGACUAUUUCUGACUGGGUUACAGAAUUGCAGUGAUCGAGGAAAGCUAAAUGUCUGGGUUCUUACAGAUUCUUGCCAAACACUACUGAUUUUCAUUAACCCUCUCAAAAAUCUAGAAGAGAUUUGACCUUCCUGUGUUCUUCUCUUCUAUCUUGUCUUUCUAGGAUGAGUCUUUAUUUUCUAUGAUAAUACUCAUUCUCAUCGAAGGAAUUAGCAACACAUUUUUAAUUAUACAAUUUCAAAAUAGUUUUAAUUUCUGAGCAUCUGGUUCUUUUCUCUUACUCAGUUUGUGAAUAGAAAUAAUGUGUUGCAUUUGCAGUGCCUUUUAAAACCCUGGUUAAAAGCUGAUUCUGGGUUACUUGUAAAGUUGGUGUGUUACUGUCCAACUGACAGCAUUUUAGUAUAAGGAGCAAAUGCCACUCUUGAGUGCUGAAGUACUACAUAUAUAGAGAAAUUGCUGUUCAAAUACAACCCCAAAAUUAAAUAGGCUGCUCUGUAAAAACAAAGUAUUAAAUAAGCCUUGAGCUCUAUGCUAGUAGCCUGUUGUCAAUUACAAGGAAAUAGUAAAACACUGUGGAGUUCCUAGGGGUGAAGGAAGUAGAGUCCUUGAUGUAGGUUUCUUGUUUUCAAAUGAGUUUAAAUUUGUGAUGACUGAACCACCUGGUGAAUAGUGGUGGACUUGGUUUCUGUAGAUCUUCAGCAAUAGAAGACUGACCCCUUCUCCUUCAGGCUUUAGCCUGUGAUUUGCUGGGUGUUCAGCUUCAACAGGCUUCAGUAGCCUUCAGUGUAGUGGAUUUUAGGUUAAGUAUAAGCAAAUAUGUUUUUCUAGACAUGGCCUGCUCAGAGCCUUUCGAGUUGAGCCCCAUGGAUGAAACCCGAAAUGUAUAAAUACCGAGGAGAGAUUGACUUUUUCAGAACUUUCAUUCUCUGUGGAGGAAUUGCUUUUGGAUUGUAUCUGUAUAAGAGCUGAAUCAAGUCUUGCCAUGUCAGAUAAUUUUCUUACUGGAAAAAGCUGGGUGUGUUAAUUCUAUCCUAAAAUUUGGUGAUACCAAGAAAAUUGUCUCUUUUUAAGAGUAGAGAAAGUUUAGAAUUAUUUAAUUUUUGUUUUAAAUACAAAAUAAAACAGGGGGAAAAAAAAAGACCAACAGAACUUCCUGAAAUUUAAAAAUACAUUUUGAACUCUCAAGGAGUAGGAAACCAAAUAUUAACAAAAUGCUACUUGGUUUUAA